CGGGCCCGGCCGGCCGAGGGCGGCGGCGGCGGUCGGAGAUGGUGAUCUGCUGCGCCGCCGCCAACUGCUCUAACCGGCAGGGCAAGGCGCGCCACGGCGCCGUCUCCUUCCACAGAUUCCCUCUGAAGGAUUCGAAGCGCUUGAUUCAGUGGCUGAAAGCUGUUCAGAGAGACAACUGGACUCCCACCAAGUAUUCCUUUCUCUGCAGCGAGCACUUCACCAAAGACAGUUUCUUCAAGCGGCUGGAAGACCAUCACCGCUUGCUGAAGCCCACUGCUGUCCCCACCAUCUUCCAGCUGGUGGAGAAGAAGCACGGCAAGCUGGAUUAUGUCAGGAGCAGAAGGAAAAUAGCCAGGCAGGUGCUGGUGAAGGAUGGGGAGGCCCCGCAGGAGGGAGGCGGUGAGGUAGCACACAGGUCUCCAUCUUCUGGCCAGGACUUCAUGGUGAUGCAAGGGACGAAAGAGAUGGAGGAGGCCACUCUGAAAGAGGAAAUAGGAUCCGUGCCCAAGGAGGAGCAGGCCCUCCACAGCCAGCUGGAGGGCCCUCGGAGAAGGACGUUAGGGGAUCAUUUGGGCACCAAGGCCGGGGUGCAGGUGAAGCCCGAGAGGUCUCCUGGCAAGGACUGUGCCAGGGGCAGCUGGGCAGGGAGCUGGGUGGCAGACAGGAGCGGCGUGUCCGUGGACGAUUUCACCCCUCCGGCCUCCGGUGCCUGCAAGUUCAUCGGCUCCCUGCACUCGUACAGCUUUUCCUCCAAGCACGCCAGGGAGAGGCCGUCUCUCCCCAAGGAGCAGCUAGAAAGGAAAAGGCCAAAGAGAGACGUGGAGCCCAGCUGCAGCAGCCAACCCUUGGGGCACGACAAGGCCGUCACUGAAGCGUCCCCAACAUCAUCCCUCACGGCCACCCCCCAGAAACCCUCGCAGGGUCUGUCGGCGUCCCCGGCCGACCUGACCCCCCGUCCCGCCGCCGAGGCCGUGCUGGGGCGCAAGGGGGACACGGACGCCAACCCCAUGUCCAUCAACGAGGUGAUCAUGUCGGCCUCGGGCGCCUGCAAGCUCAUCGACUCCCUGCACUCGUACUGCUUCUCCUCGCGGCAGAGCAAGAGCCAGGUGUGCUGCCUGCGCGAGCAGGUGGAGAAGAAGAACGGCGAGCUGAAGCUGCUGAGGCAGAGGAUCAGCCGCUCUGACAGCCAAGUCAGGAAGCUCAAGGAGAAGCUCAAUGAGAUGAAGCGCAACACUUUCCCUUACUUGAACAGCCUGAUAUCCCAGGACUGUGAGACUCCCCAGCUGAACCCUGUGAUGGAACCCCUGUCCUGGAUGCUGGGCACCUGGCUCUCAGACCCACCAGGAGAUGGCACCUUCCCUACAAUGAAGCCCUUCCAGUACCUGGAGGAAGUGCACAUCUCUCACGUGGGACAGCCCAUGCUCAACUUCUCGUUCAACGCCUUCCACCCGGACACCAGGAAGCCCAUGCACCGGGAGUGCGGCUUCAUCCGCCUCAAACCCGACACUAACAAGGUGGCCUUCAUCAGUGCCCAGAACACAGGUCUGGUGGAGGUGGAGGAAGGGGAGGUGAAUGGACAAGAGCUGUCUAUAGCUUCUCACUCCAUAGCCAGGAUCUCCUUUGCCAAGAAGCCCCAUGUAGAGCAGAUUACCAGAAAAUUCAGGCUCAAUUCCGAUGGGAAACUCGAACAAACUGUCUCAAUGGCAACCACUACGCAGCCCAUGACUCAGCACUUACACAUCACCUACAAGAAGGUGACACCCUGACACCAGGAGUGCUGGGUCACCUCCCUGAGGGCAAGGAGCAAGGACAUCAUGCACCAAGAGCAGCAGCAGCUCAGGAGCACAGCAUGGCAGACCCCAGAGCUGGCUGCCUGUGCUCAUCCCUUGGGCCCCAGAGCUGCCUGUCCUGAGAAUGUUACUCAGAUGUUUCUGUAAUGGUAUAUAAAAAAACAAAUAAAA
Melospiza georgiana is the source of this 1961-nucleotide messenger RNA. RefSeq names its product THAP domain containing 4 (gene THAP4). The record is from RefSeq and is a predicted model, not a curated record. NCBI's taxonomy places the organism in Eukaryota, Metazoa, Chordata, Aves, Passeriformes, Passerellidae. The transcript has 6 exons. Bases 39 to 1766 code for a protein of 575 amino acids.